Molecule: messenger RNA, 1050 nt
Organism: Nyctereutes procyonoides (raccoon dog)
Lineage: Eukaryota; Metazoa; Chordata; Mammalia; Carnivora; Canidae
Product: putative serpin A13
Biological process (GO): negative regulation of endopeptidase activity
Molecular function (GO): serine-type endopeptidase inhibitor activity
Source: RefSeq, a predicted model, not a curated record
AUGCCUCCUCGCCUGUUCUCCUCGGGAGCACCCUGCCAGUCCAAGACCAGGGAUGAGCAAUGGGGCUCAGGCGGGGCCCAAACCAGCCUUCCCAGGCCUGCCCUGCCUUGCCACAAAAUUUCUGUGAGCAGCAUGGACUUUGCUUUCAAGCUCUAUAGACCGUUGGCUUUGGAUGCCCCCGGAGAGAACAUCCUCUUCUCCCCAGCGAGUGUCUCCUCGGCUUUGGCCAUGCUCGUCCUCGGGGUCCCAGCAGCCAGUAGGGCCCAGCUCCUGGAGGGUGAGAUCCAGGAGGGCUUCCAGGAUCUGCUGCUCAAGCCAUCUGUGCUGGACCCACAGCUCCUCCUGGCCUCGCUCAGGGCCAGCCGAGACCCGGCGGAGACCCAGAAAUGCAUCCACGAGUACGUAGAGGAGCAGACCCAGGGGAAGUGUGGAGCCCGGGCAGAGGAGCUCGGGACGGAAACCGCAGCAGUGCUCGUGAAUCACAUGCUCCUCAGAGCCGGGUACGUGCAACCCUGUGACCCACAUGCCACUAGCCCAAAGGAUUUCUUUGGGGAUGAGCACAGAGCCGUGCGGCCCACGAUGAAGCAGAAGACCCACCACCACUUCCUCCGUGAUCCUGAGCUGCAAUGCUCCUUGCUGAGAUGGACCAACCGGGGCAAGGUCAUUCACAAGGCUGAGGUGACUCUGAAUGGACAGGGCUCAAAGGCCAUUGCCGCCAUCAGCCUCCCGGUCACUCCCAGGCCUCACCCCAACCUGGACCCCGCACCCCCUCCUGGCACUAAGUUUAAUCGACCCUUCCUGAUGAGGACUUUUCACCUGGACACAGGAAGCAUGCUUUUUCUGGAGAAGAUGGGGGUUGUCCUCACCUGGCUGCUGGAAAACCACCCACCAAUGCCUCCACCUUCCAGCCGACAGGAAGGAGGUUUAAGGAAGCUGAUCUGGCCAAGCCCUGUGCCCUACCUUCACCCCAGCGAUGAUGUGACCCAAGGCCUCAGCGUGAGCUCAGACGUCCACCAUACCAAGGCCAGGAGGGGCUCUCUGGCUGCCUAG